This is a messenger RNA of Leucoraja erinaceus (little skate), 7475 nucleotides long. RefSeq lists its product as uncharacterized. Bases 52 to 2733 code for a protein of 893 amino acids. NCBI's taxonomy places the organism in Eukaryota, Metazoa, Chordata, Chondrichthyes, Rajiformes, Rajidae. The transcript has 23 exons. The record is from RefSeq and is a predicted model, not a curated record.
AGUUUAUAGUUAUAACACCCUCACAAUCAAGUGCCUGCUCCUUUACUCACUAUGGCAUUAAGGACAAAACCUCAAAAUCAUAAAUCAUCAGAUUCUAGUGAUAUACUUGGGGCAGUCUCACCAGCGAAUCAGUAUCUUGUCCGUCUGAUUGAAGACAAAAAGGAACUGUUCUUCAAAAAGCCAACAGAGGAUAGAAUGAAAAUGGUUUUUCAAGUAUUAGAAGAUAUCUUGCCAGAAUUGGGGAUCUACACCAGUGUAUUGAAACUCAUCAGGGAUGAAUUGUAUGAUGGAGUUUACAGUUCCCAACUUACUGUGAAUUCCGGAUCAGAAACUGGAAUAACUGAUGCAGCCACAAGAGCGCCUUACUUCAGCUUACUUCAAUGCUUGCAGGGAAAACGAAAUGAAGAAGCGGAAGCUGUCAGUAUCAAAUUGAAUGAUUUAAGAGAGACUUUGUUGCAGAAAGAACAAGAAGAAAUUCACUUGCACCAUUCCGUGGCUGAAUUGAAGGAAAACAACAGAUUACUGGAAGAUCACAGAUUUUCCCUCAAUAAAACUGUGCAUGACAAAAAUGAGGAGAACAAAAGGCUUCUUCACAAAUAUCAUAACCUAAAGGAGGAGGCUGCAAAGCAAGCCAGAUCCUGUGAGGUGAACAUCACAGACCUAAAGACAAAGCUGCAGGAUGCAAGAGAACAAGUGGCCACACUCAGCCAGUAUAAGAAGAUUUAUGAAGAGCUUCAAGAGGGUUUUCAGUACCCUAUGGAAAUGAAGAGAAAGAGCCCAUUGUCGACAAUUUUAACAAAAACUCCUGAGAACCAAAAAGCAGCUAGAGCAGCAAGCAAGGCCCAUUUAGUCUCAUGUAUUGACGCUACAGAACUACUUGAGCAUCAAGUUUUGAGAGUGCAGAACAGUGUCUUUGAAGAUUUUGAUUUAUACUUAGAAAGUCAUAAGACUUGGCUGGCUUCCAAAAUGUUCCAGAAUAACCGAACUGAUCCAACUUAUUGUGAUGAGGAACUCGAAAUGCAAACUAUAAACAAAGAAUUUGCAGAAAAACAGGAGAUGUUUCAGCAGUCAAUGGCAGAAAUUGCAAUAGAGUUAGCCCUCGGAAAUCAACAUAAGGAAAGCUUGCAACAACAGCUGAAUGAACAGAAGACUCUGAAUCAGGAAAGACAAGAUGAAGAAAAAUCUGUGAAAUCUGCACCACAUACCACACAAGCUCCGAUGUCAAAGGUCACUUCUGGAAGCUCGGGAUUAGGAAGAGGUGCGAAUCCUUCAUCACUAACUGAGGCGGAGAGCCAAGAGGAUGAAACCCUGCACAGAGCUUUCUUGGAUGCCUUUCCUGCAAAUGAAGUUGUAUUGAACAAGUAUUCGGCUAUGCUUUACAUCUCCAGCAAUGGCGGCGUCACCUACGAAGAAGUCAAUGAAGCCACAGUGUGUUUGAACUGUGCAGAGAAGACAUUGCUCUGCCCACACAAAAUUGGUAACAACUGUGUGAUUGCACUGCCCAGGAAUUGCACCCACAUUAAAAUCAGCAGACCCAAAGCUCACAUCAUUACCAUGGAGGCUAAGCUGCCAAAGGCAAAAUUGCAGGCACAUGUCCCAAACUGUGACACAGGAACUGUCAAUUUGGUUGAAUCAUCGUCUCAUAGUCAAAUUAUGGAGGACUCUGCAAACGCCGUCUCUGCAGAUCAGGCAGGAAAAUCAAAAAACAACACCACACAACCACUUGCAGCCCCUGGAGCUUGUAAACUCCAGCCACCACAGGCAGAGAGCAUCUGGCAGAGGGAGGGGAAAAUUGCUCUGGGAAAUAAUUUUGCAUCGAUAUGGGAUAAUUUCAGAAAAUGUACACAAUUCAAGCGAGUGAUGCCCAGAAUAAUUUCUCUGAAUCGCUGUCUGUCCAUUAUUGAACACUUCACAGCCAAUCUCGUAUGGAAAGAUGAAGCCAAACUGAUCAGUGAGCCAACUCUUCCUGUUCAGGAUGUUCUCACUGCACUCUUCACUGAAUACUACAUUACGGAAAGCAUCAGCAACUUGGCACUGUAUGAUUUUCUGACUGCCGUGGAGAAAUAUGCAUCAUUGAACAGGCUGAUUGCUGUAUUUGGCCACAUUUUGUGUGGGAAGUUAGAUGCUGCGGUGUUACGUUACAUUGUUUUGAUGGCCGAGCUGGUGAACUGUGUCUCCUGGAAGCUUGCUGCAGAUUUCCAGAUGUUUGGGUCUGUUGUUUACUCUCUGCAGGAAGAUGAAAUGGAGACGAUGAUGAUGGGAUAUCUAGGCUUCAAUGAGAGGCACAUUUCAAAAACACUGGUGAUGGAAUAUAUUCUGAAUCUGAUUCUAACUAAUUCUGAGCCAAUGUUUAAGAAGUUUGAAGCCAAUCUUCUGCAGCAUUCUGGAACUGAGCCUGGUUAUCUAACAAGUGCAGAAUUUGCACUGGCUAUUGAAAAAAUAGCACCACUCUGCAACACAAAAGUGAGCCAAGUCUUGGCUGAACAAUCCAUUGCCAACAAGCAAAGUGCUUCAAUUUCACUAUCGAAUGCAGCGCAGAUUACAGCAUACUUGAUUCUGCUACAGCAAAUAGAUCAGCAUCAAGAACAGUUACAGACUAAACCAGAACGGUCCUUGGAAUCGACCAGAGAAGUUGUGCCAGAAGAUGGACAUCUCAUUACCAUGUCCAGCUUAAAACUACUGGCCAAUAACAUAGCCAGGAUGAAGAAGAUAAAAUUGGCAAAAGUACGCUAAAAUCUAACAGAAAAAGGACUCUUCAAGAAGGAUUUGAUUUUUUAAAAUCAGCUCUUUUCGACUCCACUUGUGAAAAACUGAAUGUACAUUGAAAUUUAUAUUUUAAUUUAGUACUUUGUCCUUUUAUUCCAUGUGGUUUAAACCAAGAUAGUUGUUUUACAGUCAUGUUUAUAUUUUAAAAUUCAUUAGUUGAUCAGUUAUAGGAGCAUAAUUAGAUCAUUCAGCCAAUCGAGUCAACUCCGCCAUUCAAUCAUGGCUGUGCUAUUUUUUCCUCUCAAUCCCAUUCUUCUGCUUUCUCCCCAUAUCCUUUGUCACCCUUACUAAUCAAGAACCUGUCAAGCUCUGACUUGGCCUCCAUAGUCAUCUGUGACAAUAAACUCCUAGGAUCAUUUUAAACAUACAUUUCUUAACAGUUUAUUCCGAAUCUCAAACAUUUUGGGAGUGAUUUGUGAAUUUCUUAUGAAAUUGAUAAUGCGGGGGUCAUCUGUACCUCUAAUUAUUUGUUAUUAUUCAGGAACAUAUCAAGUGUAAAUUGAUUGAUUGAAUUGAUUGAAAGAUCAUAAGAUCAUAUGGGAUAGGUGCAGAAUUAGGCCAUUCAGCCCAUCAAAUCUACUCUGCCAUUCAAUCAUGGCUGAUGGAUCUCUCCCUCCUAACUCAAUUCUCCUACCCUCCCCAUAACCUCUGACACCUGUACUAAUCAAGAAUCUAUCUAUCUCCGCCAUGAAAAUAUGCACUCACUUGCCCUCCACAGCCUUAUGUGGCAAAUAAUUCUAGAUUCACCACCUGCUAACUAAAGACAUUUCUCCUCAUCUCCUUCCUAAACGAAUGUCCUUUAAUUCCGAGGCUAUGACCCCUAGUUCUAGACUCUCCCACUAGAUACAGCAUGGAAACAGUUCCUUCAGCCCACCGAGUCCACACUGACAAUCAAUCACCUGUUCAUACUAGUUCCAUGUUAUCCCAGUUUUGCAUUCACUCUCUACACUCGAGGGGUAAUUUGCAGAGGGCAAUUAACCUACAAACUCAAACUACUUUGGGAUGUGGGAAGAAACUAGAGUUCCUGGAGGAAAUACAUGUGGUCACAGGAAGAACGUGCAAACUCCACACAGACGGCACCCGAGGUCAGGAUCGAACCUGAUGUCGCUGGCGCUGUGAGGUAGUGGUCCUACCAGCUGUGUCACUGUGCUUUCCAUCUUAUGAAGAUCCUAUCCUUAUGAAGAUUCCGGACGUUAUAAUGCUAAAAUCCAUUGGCAAGUUGGAGUUUCAGUUAAAGUUUUAUCAAGGACAGGACAGGACCAGUGUUGUAGGUAAACAAUAGUCAGGGCUAAUAAUUAGUAAGUAGAGAUGUGGAUUGUGGUAAUGUGGUGACAGGAAACCGCAUUCAAAGCCGAACAGGAAUUUCAUUGAUUGUGCGUGCAUCCAUCAUUGUAACAGAAAUUCAGAUCUACUGAUCACAAAAUUUAGAUUUGUGGAUAAUCAUCCCAUUCUGUUUGUGACCUAAUUAAGUCUUUCUGAGUUCCAUUCUGUAAUUAAGACCUCAAGUUACUAUUUAUUACGUUUCUGAGUAAUCUUGUCAUCUGUGAAUAUAAAAAAUGUACAAAAGUCACAUUAGACAGGUCAGCGUUUGCUGGCCUCCUGGUGUGCAAGCACCAAUUUAAUAAAUCACCCAUUACUGCAAACACCAACUCCGCGUGGCCAUACUAUUUUUGCCCCUACACUCUAAUAGCUCAAUAGUAACCAGACCAAUAAUGACCAUACACAUGCAAUACUAUAAUGCAUAACAGUAAUGAAUGGUUCCAUUUAAAAUUGGUACGUUGUGUUGGGACUGAUCUAUUGCCAAAUAGCAGUGAAGUCUGUGCAAAGGGAUUUAAUGCUGAGGCUUUAUAAGGCACUGGUCAAAUCCUGCUUGGAGUAUUGUGAGAAGUUUGGGGCCCGGUGACUGAGGAAUGAUGUGUUGGCAUUGGAGUAGGUCCAGAGGAGGUUUACGAGAAUAAUCCCAGGAAUUAUAUGGGUUGACAUAUGAUGAGCAUUUGAUGGCACUGGGUCUAUACUCACUGAAGUUUAGAAGGAUGAGGGGGCACUUCAUUGAAACAUACUGAGUAGUGAAAGGCCUGGAUAGAUUGAAUGUGGGGAGGACCACAGGACCAGAGGCCAUAGCCUCAGAAUAAAAAUACAUAACUUUAGAAAGGAGAUGAGGGGAAUAUAUUUAGGCAGAGGGUGGUGAAUCUGUGGAAUUCAUUGCCACAGACGGCUGUAGAAGCCAAGUCAAUGGAUAUUUUUAAGGCGGAGAUCGACAGAUUCUUGAUUAGUACGGGUACAAGUGGUUAUGGGGAGAAGGCAGGAGUAUGCGGUUGAGAGGGAAAGAUAGAUCAGCCAUGAUUGAAUGGCGGAGUAGACUUGAUGGGCCAAAUGGCCUCAUUCUGCUCCAAUAAUUUAUGAACUUAUGAACAAGAGUGUAAACCCAGAUAGUCCAUUCUCUGCUGAUAUUAGUGAACCCUGUCGUCAUGGGGGGUUCAAUGGCAUAUGUUAUUUGAUAGGACAGCAUGUUGCCACUGGCACUAGUAAACAGCCACACAUAAAUAUAUAACUGAUUAUACUCUGAAUGUUUUGUGUAAUGGGCAAAUUUUCCAUGAUUAUUGCGACUAUUGUUUUUAAUUAUAUUUUAAUUACAGUGAUUUAAUUAGAUGUUAAAACAAAUGGAGUUUUAGUACAAAGAAAUCCUAUAUAUUUUUCUUCAACAAAAAAUCUUUGAUUUAUGAGGCAUUAGCUGUAUAUAUCUUUCCUAUGAAGAACGACUGAUGUAAUUGACUCUUAAUUAAUAAUUAAGAAAUCACUAUACCUCAGAAAACUAAAGCAAUUCAAGUCUUCCAUUCUUAAUCAUUUCUGUAUUAACACUGAUUUAUAAGAAUCGCUAAAUAAAUAUCUGCAUCCACUGAAUGUCUUACCAGUUAUAAUAUUUAGUAUUCAGUGUGAAUAGGGCAAACUGUGACAUGAUUAACAUUUUUCAUUCUAAUGAAAAUUAAAUAUACUCUUUCUGAUAAAUGAAAUGUCAUUUCGAAAGGUCACUUAAACCAAAUUAGACUGAAGAUCAAACCUAUCUGCCAAUGUAUAACAUUAUUUUGAGAUCCAUUUACUCACCUUUAUAUUGAAAGCUCUGAUAAUUAUAGGUUAUCCCAAUGUUCCAGCAGGGUUUUUCUUUAAAUGUUAUAUCAGACUGAGAGGGAGAUGAGAUGAUUUGGAUGAAGUUUGCAAAAGCAACCAUUUCAAAAGCUGCUUUGGGCAUUUUAUAUUUUAUUUUAUCUCGGUGGGGAAUGGACUGUCGGAGAUGGUCGGGAUGAACUGUGGGAGAUGUUGGGAUUGAACUGUGAUUGGAAUGUUUCCUCAUUUGCCAGUCCAGUACGUUGGAGAUCUUUGCCUAUGUUACAGAACACACAGGAACAAUAACCUGUCAGUUCUUGUCACUGCCUUUAAACUUUUCCGACAAUGACUUGCUCUUGCUUCCUGAACAAACCUAGAUUUCUCCCGUCACCUCAUAACUUGUAACGUGAUAUGAAACAAAAGAUGGAACUGAAAAAUUAUAUCUUAUCCCAUUUUACUUGCUUUAGAACAGCCAAUUUUUUUUCGAUUAUCCCUCUACAAUCAGUCUGAAGAAGGGUCUUGACCUGAAAUGUCACCUAUUCACGUUCUCAGAGACACUUCCUGACCCACUGAGUUACUCCAGCAAUCUGUGUCUUUUUGUGCAUUAACCAGCAUCUGCAGCACCUUCUUUCUACAUUUCAUGCAGGGUGAUGAACCCAAUGAUGAACACAGAAGGAACCCAAUGGGAUGACUACAUUUGACAGCUAGUUUAUAUCUGGAUCUGUUAUUGCCAGUCGUAUCUUAGAAAACUGAUUCGCAAAUUGCUUUUAUGCCCAAGUGAUAACUCUAACCUUUGCUGCCACAAAGCAGUUUUCCCAUCUUCUGUUUGGAUUAUCAAUCUGCUGAAUCUCUUUGAGAUGAUAUAAAUGUUGUAUUUUGUAUUCUCUUUACUAUCUAUGUAUAAGCUCUCACACAAUCACUUACACAAGUUCAGCAUCAAGUUAUCAAAUAACCUUCUUGUUAUUUUUGGUUACAAACAGCAGUUUUAAGGUUAAGAAACAAACCUUAAUUAUAACCAAGGGCCAGGUAGUGUUCAGGGGAGUUGACCUUUCACAGAGUGCAGUUGUUAAAAGGGUUGCAUUGUUGUACUGAACACAUUUAUCCCAUACUGGCAAUAUAGAUCUAUGAUUACCUGUCUUCUUAUCUACAAUAUGUAUGCAUUUGCACAUUUACUAAUCAUCAUUCUUUAAUAGUUCAAUCUAACUGUGAAGUUACAUUAUUUUAUUUGUCAUUUAUCUCAGGAUUUGAAUCGUAUGCAAAUUACAAUAUUUUCUAACCAUUUAAUUUCCAAAUAUUAAUCUAUUCCAGUCCUUUAUACAGUUUGACAAGAAAGGCUGUGUAAUACAGAGAAAUCUGGAACCUCUAGCUCACUUUGGAAAUGUUUAACUCUUCCACUAUUUUUGCAACCUCUUUUUUGUUUGACAUUUCAUAAGUGUCACAGAGUAAUGGGGGUCAUUCAGCAUGGAAACAGGCCAUUCUACCCACCAUGUUCAUGAUCACCCCCCUACAAUCUACCGCCAUCAUUUCAUGUUUCAUAUAUCUUGUGUUUUAUGAUUGUUGGCAGAUCAAUUUCCCUCCUGGGAUAAAUAAAAUUCUAUCAUAUCGUA